AUGGACCCCAAGGGUGUCCCCUUGACCCCCAAAGGUUCCUACCGAAAGUUCCUGGAGCAUCUCUCCGGGGCCGGCAAGGCCAUCGGCGUGUUGACCAGCGGCGGGGAUGCCCAAGGUAUGAAUGCUGCGGUCCGCGCUGUUGUGCGCAUGGGGAUCUACGUGGGGGCCAAGGUGUACUUCAUCUACGAGGGCUACCAAGGCAUGGUGGACGGUGGCAACAAUAUCGUGGAAGCAGACUGGGAAAGUGUCUCAAGCAUCCUGCAAGUGGGCGGGACCAUCAUUGGCAGCGCCCGGUGCAAGGUCUUCCGUACCCGGGAAGGCCGCCUGAAAGCCGCGCUCAACCUGGUGCAGCGUGGCAUCACCAACGUGUGCGUGAUCGGCGGGGAUGGAAGCCUCACCGGGGCCAACCUGUUCCGGGAGGAGUGGAGCGGGCUGCUGGAGGAGCUGGCCCAGAACGGCCAGAUCAGCAAGGAGGAUGUACAGAAGCACAGCUACCUCAACGUCGUGGGGAUGGUGGGCUCCAUCGACAACGACUUCUGCGGGACAGACAUGACCAUCGGCACUGACUCGGCUCUGCACCGGAUCAUGGAAGUCAUCGAUGCCAUCAUGACGACGGCCCAGAGCCACCAGAGGACCUUCGUUCUCGAGGUUAUGGGGAGACACUGCGGGUACCUAGCCCUGGUGAGCGCCCUGGCCUGUGGGGCCGACUGGGUGUUCCUUCCAGAAUCUCCGCCAGAAGAGGGUUGGCAGGAGGCGAUGUGCGUGAAGCUGUCAGAGAACCGGGCCCAGAAAAAAAGGCUGAAUAUCAUCAUUGUGGCCGAAGGAGCAAUCGAUACCCAAAAUAAACCUAUUACCUCAGAGCAAAUCAAGGAGCUGGUGGUGGCACAGCUGGGAUACGACACACGAGUGACCAUACUUGGACAUGUGCAGAGAGGUGGCACACCGUCGGCCUUUGACAGGAUUUUGGCCAGCCGCUUGGGGGUGGAGGCUGUGGUCGCCCUUCUGCAGGCCACUCCAGAGACCCCAGCCUGUGUGGUGUCACUGAGGGGGAACCAAGCAGUGCGCCUGCCCCUGAUGGAGUGCGUGCAGAUGACCCAGGGCGUCCAGAAGGCGAUGGAUGAGAGGAGGUUCAAGGACGCCGUGAAGCUCCGAGGAAGGAGCUUCGAGGGUAACCUAAACACCUACAAGCGGCUCGCCAUCAAGCUGCCAGACUCCCAGAUCCCAAAGAGUGGCUUCAAUGUGGCCAUAAUCAAUGUGGGGGCACCGGCUGCCGGGAUGAAUGCAGCUGUGCGUUCAGCUGUGCGGUUCGGCAUCUCAGAAGGACACAAGAUGUUUGCCAUUUAUGACGGCUUCGAGGGCUUUGCCAAAGGCCAGAUAAAAGAAAUCGGUUGGUCGGAUGUUGGAGGCUGGACCGGACAAGGCGGCUCCAUUCUUGGGACAAAACGGAUCCUCCCCAAGAAAUACUUGGAGGAGAUUGCUGCACAGAUGCGCACUCAUAGCAUCAACGCGCUGCUGAUCAUCGGUGGGUUUGAGGCCUACCUGGGACUGCUGGAACUGUCAGCCAGCCGGGGGAAACAUGAGGAGUUCUGUGUCCCUAUGGUUAUGGUUCCCGCCACUGUGUCCAACAACGUCCCGGGGUCCGAUUUCAGCAUUGGUGCCGACACCGCUCUGAACACCAUCACUGACACGUGCGACCGCAUCAAGCAGUCAGCCAGUGGGACCAAGCGCCGCGUGUUCAUCAUCGAGACCAUGGGCGGCUACUGUGGCUACCUGGCUAACAUGGGGGGCCUGGCAGCGGGAGCCGAUGCGGCCUACAUCUUUGAGGAGCCCUUUGACAUCAGAGACCUGCAGUCCAACGUGGAGCACCUGACAGAGAAGAUGAAGACCACCAUUCAGAGGGGGCUCGUGCUCAGAAACGAGAGCUGCAGUGAGAACUACACCACCGACUUCAUCUACCAGCUCUAUUCAGAAGAGGGCAAGGGGGUGUUUGACUGCAGGAAGAACGUGCUGGGCCACAUGCAGCAGGGUGGAGUGCCUUCCCCAUUUGACAGAAACUUUGGAACCAAAAUCUCUGCCCGAGCCAUGCAGUGGAUCACCACGAAACUGAAGGAGGCUCAGGGAAUAGGAAAAAGAUUUGUAACUGAUGAUUCCAUCUGUGUGCUGGGAAUAAACAAAAGAAACCUUCUUUUCCGACCUGUGGCUGAGCUGAAAGAGGAGACAGACUUUGAGCACAGAAUUCCCAAAGAGCAGUGGUGGCUGAAGCUCCGGCCCCUCAUGAAGAUACUGGCCAAGUACAAGGCCAGCUUUGAGGUCCCUGACUCGAGCCAGAUGGAACACGUUCACUUUGGCCACGGGGAGCCUGCAGCCAUCUAGAUGACACUGCCCACCAGCGAUUCCCCAGACUUCCUGUUUACCGCCCGUUUUUUAACACGUAUGUUAUUUAUCAGCACUUUAUGUGAGUACUGUUGGUGUUAAUCCCUAAUCUCAGAGCACCCAUCCUGUGCCCUUCACACUCCCACUUGAUCCCAAGACUUCAGGGAGUUGUCUGCCAUAUCGCAUACUCUGUCUCCUGCUUUACAAUGUGCACUUCCAGUGGAAUUAAACAGUUGGCUAAAACUCCAACCACA
Messenger RNA from Miniopterus natalensis, 2627 nucleotides. NCBI's taxonomy places the organism in Eukaryota, Metazoa, Chordata, Mammalia, Chiroptera, Miniopteridae. The record is from RefSeq and is a predicted model, not a curated record.